This is a messenger RNA of Tachysurus vachellii, 1815 nucleotides long. RefSeq names its product ddb1 and cul4 associated factor 13 (gene dcaf13). Gene Ontology annotation, biological process: maturation of SSU-rRNA from tricistronic rRNA transcript (SSU-rRNA, 5.8S rRNA, LSU-rRNA). Gene Ontology annotation, cellular component: nucleolus; small-subunit processome. The record is from RefSeq and is a predicted model, not a curated record. Gene Ontology annotation, molecular function: protein binding. NCBI's taxonomy places the organism in Eukaryota, Metazoa, Chordata, Actinopteri, Siluriformes, Bagridae. Bases 155 to 1492 code for a protein of 445 amino acids. The transcript is spliced from 11 exons.
CACAAUGCAUUUGGGGCGUCACGUGACCAGGUGCAACAUUAGCAGCACGUAAACACGCAUGUUUGUCUCGUAGUUGUUUUAUUUAACUAUUUAAUCGUUCGCUGUUUAAAUAAUUAAGCGAAUAGACGUUCAAUAAAGACUUUAUAAAAGCGUUAUGAAGGUGAAAGUGCUUUCUCGGAACCCGGAUGAUUAUGUUCGAGAAACUUCUAAAGAUAUACAACGUGUUCCCAGGAAUUAUGAUCCUACUCUUCAUCCCUUUGAGGUGCCCAGGGAGUACACACGAGCCCUGAAUGCCACUAAACUCGAUCGGAUAUUUGCGAAGCCUUUCGUGGCGUCACUGGAUGGCCACAGAGAUGGCAUCAACUGCAUUGCCAAGCAUGCCAAGAGUAUCUCUACUUUGUUGUCUGGAGCUUGCGAUGGACAGGUAAAAAUUUGGAACCUGAGCAAGCGGGAAUGUCUGCGGACGAUCCAAGCUCACGAAGGCUUCGUCAGAGGAAUGUGUUCGCGCUUCUGUGGAACUUCGUUUUUCACGGUAGGGGAUGAUAAGACCAUUAAGCAAUGGAACAUGGAGGCUCCUGGUUAUGGGGUGCGUGAGGUACCAUUGGCCACUAUACUUGGGAAGGCUGUGUUCACGGGCAUUGACCAUCACCAGACUGAAGGCACUUUUGCAACAUGUGGCCAGACUGUGGACAUCUGGGACGAACAGAGGAGCAGCCCCAUUCGCUCCUUCAGCUGGGGGGUGGACAGCUUCAGCUGUGUUCGCUAUAACCCUGUAGAGACAGAACUCCUUGCCAGCUGUGCCUCAGACAGAAGUAUCAUACUGUACGACAUGAGAGAGUCGGCUCCACUGAAAAAGGUUGUAAUGCAGUUGCGAAGUAACACACUUUGCUGGAACCCCAUGGAGGCGUAUAAUUUCACAUGCGCCAACGAGGACUAUAAUCUGUACACCUAUGACAUGAGGCGUCUGGACACACCACGUACCGUGCACAUGGACCAUGUAUCUGCUGUGCUGGACGUUGAUUACUCGCCCACGGGGACAGAGUUUGUGUCAGCUAGUUUUGACAAGACGGUUCGCAUCUUUCCCAAACACAGUGGUCACAGCAGGGAGGUGUAUCACACCAAGCGCAUGCAGCACGUCAUCUGUGUGAGAUGGUCACUGGACAACAAAUACAUCCUGAGCGGCUCAGACGAGAUGAACAUCCGCAUCUGGAAGGCCAACGCCUCGGAGAAACUCGGAGUGCUCACAUCUAGAGAGAAGGCCACCAUUUACUACAACCAGAAGCUGAAGGAGAAGUUCCAACACCACCCGCAAGUGAAGCGCAUCGCUCGCCAUCGCCAUCUGCCCAGAGACAUCUACAAACAGAAACGGGAGAUGCUGGAGAUGAAGGAGGCAAGACGCAGGAAGGAACAAAACGUACGCAAACACAGCAAGCCAGGCUCCGUUCCCUUGGUGACCGAGAAGGAGAAACAUGUGGUGACUGUAGUGGAAUAACACGUCACUGCCUAGAGGAGCUUCAAUCACACACACAUACAGACAUUCAUAUAUAAAGAGAUUAGCAAACCCCAAACAGCUCUGCUGAGUUGCCAUUCUGAGACAUUUUCAGUAAUUACAGCUGCUUCAGUGAGUCUACAUUUGUGGUAGACGCUGUCAGGAUCAGCUGCAGCGGUCAUGCAUGAUAUUCAUCAGAAUAUGAUCAGGAAUUCUUUAUAGAUCUUUACUGAUCUAUAUCAUUAUUUUUAUUAUUGAACAUAUUUAUGUUUUCCUCUCAGCAUGAAUUUAUGCUCACAUGUAAUAAAAUGUUGACUAUGUAAUAA